Necator americanus (New World hookworm) is the source of this 1125-nucleotide messenger RNA. RefSeq lists its product as uncharacterized. Gene Ontology annotation, biological process: regulation of dopamine secretion; calcium-ion regulated exocytosis; regulation of calcium ion-dependent exocytosis. Gene Ontology annotation, molecular function: clathrin binding; calcium ion binding; calcium-dependent phospholipid binding. The transcript is spliced from 10 exons. Bases 1 to 1125 code for a protein of 374 amino acids. Gene Ontology annotation, cellular component: exocytic vesicle; plasma membrane. The record is from RefSeq and is a predicted model, not a curated record. NCBI's taxonomy places the organism in Eukaryota, Metazoa, Nematoda, Chromadorea, Rhabditida, Ancylostomatidae.
AUGGCUCACACCACAAACAUCACCGUUCCUCUCUACUCGGUGUACAUCGUGUUGGCCGCAAUGCUGUCAGCUGUAGUAAUGGUAGCUGCUGUCUUCUACAAAUCUCGCAAGCCGGUCGACCUGGACCAAUUAGACUGCGAGCAACAGGCAAAGCUGUUCAGCCCACACAUGCUCGCUCCGCAGCUAAUUUUCGACACGAAUCCUCGACCUGUGCAGCCUCAAUCUCUGAAACAGAAGCUAUCACCAUGGAAAAGUUCGUCUCAGCAGAUCAUUGACUCUCUGAAACCCGAGUGCGUGGCGGAAUAUCGAGGCAAGCUGAACUUCUCUAUCGCUUUUGAGAAAGAGAUCAGCACUCUGCAUGUCCAUCUUCUGGAAGCCGUCGACCUUCCUGUGAAGGACAUUACAGGCAGCUCGGAUCCAUACGUACGAGUUUUCCUGUUGGAGGAACCAUCAAAAAGUGAACGGACCAAAGUGCAUCGAAGAAAUCUCAAUCCGAAGUUCCACCAAACUCUCUCUUUUCCAGGGCAUUCGAUGAAAAAACUACACGAUAUGACGCUUGUGAUGCAGGUCAUGGAUUAUGAUCGAUUUACCUCGGACGAUCCUAUUGGAGAAAUUCUUCUUCCAAUGAAAAGUGUGAAAUUCGAGAACAGCCCAGUUUACUGGAAGCAUUUACAAAGGCCGACAAUUUCAAGGGAGCAAUGCGGGGAAUUAAUGUUGUCACUCUGUUACUUACCAGAAGUCAACAAGAUUACUGUCAGUGUGAUCAAGGCAAGGGAUCUAAAAGCCAAAGAUAAACUGGGCAGUUCUGAUCCGUACGUGAAGCUGUGGUUAGUGCAACAAGGGAACAAGCUGGAAAAGCGGAAAACUACGGUGAAACCGCAAACCUUGGCUCCGCUCUUCAAUGAAUCGUUUGCGUUUACCGUACCGCCUAAAGAAAUUCUCGAUAAGGACGUGAACCUUGUCGUGACGGUGAUGGACUAUGACCUGCUGUCAAGCAACGACGAAAUUGGGCAUACGAUUAUCGGCCCAUUGGGAAGCGAGAGCGGCGCUCGCCAUUGGAAAGAAGUAAUUGAUCAUCCAGAAACACCGUUAGCACUGUGGCAUCGGUUAACUCCACGAUGGUAG